AUGGUGCUGCUGGUGGUGCAGCUUGCUGUGGUUACAGGACUGCUGAGACUCCGAGUGGUUUUACCCUGCUCAGUGCAAGAGUAUCAAGUUGGGCAGCUGUAUUCUGUGGCAGAAGCUAGCAAAAAUGAAACAGGAGGUGGCGAAGGAAUUCAAGUCUUAAAAAAUGAGCCUUAUGAAAAGGAUGGUGAGAAGGGACAAUACACCCACAAAAUCUAUCAUUUAAAGAGUAAAGUCCCUGGGUUUGUGAGGAUGUUUGCUCCAGAAGGCUCCCUGGUGUUCCAUGAGAAGGCCUGGAAUGCGUAUCCCUACUGUAGAACAAUUGUGACGAAUGAAUACAUGAAAGAUGACUUCUUCAUAAAAAUUGAGACCUGGCAUAAACCAGAUUUGGGGACAGCAGAGAACGUGCACAAUUUAGACCCAAACACGUGGAAGAGUGUUGAAGUUGUCCAUAUUGACAUUGCAGAUAGAACCCAAGUAGAACCAGGAGACUACAAAGCUGAUGAAGACCCUGCAUUAUUUCAGUCCGUUAAGACGAAGAGAGGACCUUUGGGGCCAAAUUGGAAGAAGGAGCUAGCAACUGAUGAAGAGUGUCCUAAAAUGUGUGCUUACAAGUUGGUGACUAUCAAAUUUAAAUGGUGGGGACUGCAGAACAAAGUUGAAAACUUUAUACAAAAGCAAGAAAAAAGGAUAUUUACCAACUUCCAUCGCCAGUUGUUCUGUUGGAUUGACAAGUGGAUUGAUCUGACUAUGGAAGACAUCAGGAGAAUGGAGGACGAAACCCAGAAGGAGCUGGAAGCGAUGCGUAAGAAGGGUUCCGUUCGAGGCACUUUGGCUGCUGACGUCUAGAGGAGUUCUCUGUAGGUUCUGAGGCAAAUCAAGCUGUCUACGUAAUCAAGGCCAAGUCAGAGGAACCAGUGCUGCCCAUGAUGAGUGAUGGUGGAUGAGCCGUUGUCACGUGCAGCGCUGAUACACAGACGUGUGUGUGGAUGCAUGAUUAUUUGUAUAUAAUUAUAUAUACGCACAUGCAUACUGAAAGGGGUUGUGACAGUGUCUCCAGGGUACUAUACCUGUCCUCAGCAAAGAUUCAAAGGAAACUGCUUUCAUUAUGUAUACCCGAAGCAAAUAAAAAUCAACUGAGUAGUGUCAUUUAAAGGAUGAAUUAACUGCGGAAUUAUGCUAACUGGUAUGUUUCAUGAAUGUCAAUACUGGACCAAUUUAUUCCCUACUUGUUUUUUCUCCUGUCUUGAGUCACUCUGUUAUAACUGGCCCAUUUGUAAAAGGAACAGAUUCAAAUAAGUUAAUUGCAGUUUUGUGUCUUCCCUAUGUGAUUAUUUUUGGAAUAGGAACAAUGAAUGUAUUUAUAGCUAUUUAUUUCUGGAUUGUCAUUAGCCUAUAGUCAAAUCAGAAAAAAAAUUAUAUUAGUGGAAAUUGGAAGACUUUUACUGUUGAAAAAGUUUAGCCCAAACUUUAUACCCAUUCACUGAUUUAAAAGGAAAAAAAUCAUGUUUUAUUGGACUUUUGUACAUUGAAUUGCUAAUGUUUUUUCUUCAUUAAAAUUGGCAAGAUUAAGGAAAAA
Molecule: messenger RNA, 1576 nt
Organism: Chaetura pelagica (chimney swift)
Lineage: Eukaryota; Metazoa; Chordata; Aves; Apodiformes; Apodidae
Gene: PITPNB
Product: phosphatidylinositol transfer protein, beta
Exons: 12
Coding region: 1-846 (281 amino acids)
Biological process (GO): phospholipid transport
Cellular component (GO): cytoplasm
Molecular function (GO): phosphatidylcholine binding; phosphatidylinositol transfer activity; phosphatidylcholine intramembrane carrier activity
Source: RefSeq, a predicted model, not a curated record